Molecule: messenger RNA, 1617 nt
Organism: Meriones unguiculatus (Mongolian gerbil)
Lineage: Eukaryota; Metazoa; Chordata; Mammalia; Rodentia; Muridae
Product: acylcarnitine hydrolase-like
Exons: 13
Coding region: 1-1617 (538 amino acids)
Cellular component (GO): intracellular membrane-bounded organelle
Molecular function (GO): carboxylic ester hydrolase activity
Source: RefSeq, a predicted model, not a curated record
AUGCCCCUGAACCAACUGCACAGCUGGCUGAAAGCUGUGCUCCUUGGGCUCCUGCUUCUCUCCUCCUUGUGCAGGGUGAGGGGUAAGGACUCAUCAAAGGCCAGCCCCAUCAGAAACACACACACAGGCCAGAUCCGAGGCAGUGUUGUUCAUGUGAAGAACACCAACACUGAUGUUGACACCUUUCUGGGAAUUCCCUUUGCCAAGCCACCUGUAGGACCACUGUGCUUUGCACCUCCUGAGUACCCUGAGCCAUGGAGUGGUGUGAGAGAUGCUACAUCACAACCAGCCAUGUGUCCACAAAAUUUUUUAUUGACUUUGGAGAGCCUGAAGAAAAUGAAUCUGACCAUGCUUUCCAUCUUUGUGUCUGAGGACUGCCUAUAUCUCAAUAUCUAUGCACCAUCUCAUGCCCAUGAGGGUUCUAACCUGCCUGUGAUGGUAUGGAUCCAUGGUGGUGCACUGGUUACAGGAUCAGCUUCCAUGUUUGAUGGAUCCACACUGGCAGCUACUGAGAAUGUAGUGGUGGUCAUUAUCCAGUAUUGCCUGGGUGUCCUGGGCUUUUUCAGCACUGGAGACCAGCACUCCAGAGGCAACUGGGGGUUUUUAGACCAAGUGGCCACCGUACCCUGGGUCCAGCAGAACAUCGUCCACUUUGGAGGCAACCAGGUCACCAUUUUUGGCCAGUCUGCAGGUGGUGCAAGUGUGUCUUUCCAUGUUGUAUCCCCCAUGUCCCAAGGACUCUUCCGUGGUGCCAUCAUGGAGAGUGGAGUAGUUCUGAUGCCUGGUAUAGUAGCCAACUCCUCUGAGGAGAUUUACCAAACGGUGGCCAGCUUAUCUGGAUGUGACGCCAUGAACUCAGAGGGCCUGGUGCACUGUCUGAGAGGCAAGAGUGAAGCCGAGAUUCUGGACAUUAACAAGGAUUUCAAAAAUGUCACUGCUGUGGUGGAUGGAGUGUUCCUACCUAAGGAUCCCAAAGAGUUGUUGUCCUCUGUGGAUUUUCACCCUGUCCCCAGCAUCAUCGGUGUCAACAAUGAUGAGUUUGGUUGGGUUCUCCCCAUGACCACGGGUGCUGCUCAGACAAUAAAGAAAAUAACCAGAGAGAACCUGCAGGCUGUGCUGAAGAAUACAGCAGCACAAAUGAUGCUGCCUCCUGAGUGCAGUGACCUGCUGAUGGACGAGUACAUGGGGGACACUAAAGACCCCCAGACCCUCCAAAUGCAGUUCAGAGAGAUGAUGGGAGGUUUUCUGUUUGUGAUCCCUGCACUCCAAGUAGCACAUAUUCAGCGUUCCCAUGCCCCUGUCUAUUUCUAUGAGUUCCAACAUCCAUCCAGCUUCCUGAAGUUUAUCAGGCCACACUAUGUGAAAGCUGACCAUGGAGAGGAGGUUCCUUUUGUCUUUGGGUCCUUCUACUGGGGCAUAAAAGCUGACUUCACUAAGGAAGAGAUGCUGCUGAACAAAAGGAUGAUGAAAUACUGGGCCAACUUUGCAAGACAAGGGAACCCCAAUAGUGAGGAUCUACCUUAUUGGCCCAUGUUGGACCAUGAGGAGCAGUACCUACAGCUUGACAUCCAUCCCGCUGUGGGCCGAUCCCUGAAGGCUGGAAGGCUGAAGUUCUGA